ACUUCUCUCUUAUAUGCUGGUUAGCAUUGAACAAGAUGGUGGAAAAGUUCGUGUGGUUCAAUUCGCGAUCGGGUGUAAGUUACGCUAAAAAAUAAUGGCAAAGAAAGAAAAGAAACGUGUUUCUAUAUACAUCGAUGUGAGCAAAGAUUUCUUCGAAUCCGAAGUAAUUCCUAAACGCGAGCCUGCACUUCUGCGAGGACUAGAAAUUGGAAGGGCUCGGGAAAAAUGGACUCCAGAGUAUUUGGCAGAGAAUGGUGGCGAAAGAACAGUAAAAAUCCACGUUUGUCCAACUGGAAAGAUGGAUUUUAUCCACAAAAACUUUGCUUACAAAACCCUUCCAUUUAACCAAUUUGUUAAGCGUGCUAGUGAGGAUGUUCAUGAAGAAUAUUUCAUUUGCCCAGAGGAAAAGUAUUACUUGAGAUCACUUGGAGAUGAUCCCAGAAAGGACAUCUCAGAUAUCAAUGUGCAGUUCCCUAACUUGGCUCAAGACAUUAACAUCCCAAAGCUUUACCCUGAAGACAGAUUCUUUUCCAGUGUGUUUAGAAUCAGUUCACCUCAAGGACAGUUAUGGACACAUUAUGAUAUUAUGGAUAACCUUUUGAUUCAGGUAACUGGCCAGAAGCGUGUUGUCCUAUACAGCCCACAAGAUGCCACAAAACUUUAUUUAAACGGUGACAAAUCGGAAGUGUUGGACAUCGAUAAUCCAGACUUGUCAAGAUAUCCAAAAUUUGCUGAGGCAACACCGUUUGAAUGUUUCAUGGAACCUGGUGAUGUUCUGUUUAUCCCUGCCAUGUGGUUCCACAAUGUGAUAUCUUUACAGUUCGGGGUAGCAGUCAAUGUAUUUUGGCGCCAUUUGGACCCAUGUUACUAUGACAACAAGGACACAUACGGCAACAAGGAUUUGGUGCCUGCCACCAGGGCCAUGCAAAUAAUGGACCGAGCUAUCAAGGCCUUGGAGGAACUCCCUGAGGAGUGCAGAGAUUUUUAUGCGAGAAGAGUAGUUUGUAAAGUUAAAGAAAAAUGUUAUAGUCGAAAACACAUCAACAGUUUUAACGAGGCUAAGAAAUCUGAAUAAAUUAAAGCGACAAAUAUUCAUGUUUGAAAAGUGCACAUUUUGUUGUUUGUAUAUUAAGGAGCUAAGCAGCGAGAACGGUGACGCCGAGGGCGACGCCUACUCAAAAAGGAAUUUCUAUUUUACCAACGAAAUUCGCAAUUGUCUAGAUCUGUUCAGUACGCCUAUUGGUCUA
This is a messenger RNA of Orbicella faveolata, 1247 nucleotides long. RefSeq names its product tRNA wybutosine-synthesizing protein 5-like. The record is from RefSeq and is a predicted model, not a curated record. Lineage: Eukaryota; Metazoa; Cnidaria; Anthozoa; Scleractinia; Merulinidae. Gene Ontology annotation, biological process: wybutosine biosynthetic process. Gene Ontology annotation, molecular function: tRNA binding.